UUUAAAGACACAUUCCUAUGUUUUCCUCUGCUGUCUGCUGCUUCUGUGACUGUGCAUUCAUGUUUUUCUGACAAUUUGCAAUAAAAUGGGUAAUCUUAUGUGCAUUCGUGUUUUUCUGUAUCCACACGUAGUUUGGAAAAGACCCGAAUGAGCAUUUUUGGGUGUGUUUGAUGGCCAUGGGGAUUAUGGAAGAGAGUGCUCGCAGUUUGUGAAGAGAUAACUAUGCAAGAACCUGUUCAGGGAUCCAGAAUUUAGAACAGAAGUAGUUCGAGCGUACCAUUCUGCUUUUGCAUUUACAAAUGCUCAGUUACAUGAGCGCGAAAUAAGUGAUUCGAUGAGUGGAACGAUAACAAUAACAGUGCUUGUGAGAGGGAACACACUCUAUUUUGCUAAUGUGGGGGGUUUCUAGGGUUGUAAUUGCGGAGAGGAGAGGGAAUGAGAUAGUUGAGGUGGACAUUUCUAGUGAUCACACUCCUUUUAGAGUAGAUGAGUUUGCUCGUGUGAAGAGCUGUGGGGCAAGGGUUAUGUCUCUUUACCAGAUUGAAGUUACCCUCAUACAGUGGAUAGCUGUUUCCCUGACUCAUGGAUUCUUUGUUAUUGCAAAUGACGGAGUGUUUGAAUUUCUCUGCAAUAAGUCAGUUUUAGAUAUGGUAACUUAUUUGCUUUAUUAUAUUUUCUACAUUUUCUUUUAUGAAUAUUAG
Cryptomeria japonica (Japanese cedar) is the source of this 701-nucleotide messenger RNA. RefSeq lists its product as uncharacterized. Bases 393 to 701 code for a protein of 102 amino acids. NCBI's taxonomy places the organism in Eukaryota, Viridiplantae, Streptophyta, Pinopsida, Cupressales, Cupressaceae. The record is from RefSeq and is a predicted model, not a curated record. The transcript has 2 exons.